AUGGUCAGGAAAGGAAAAGAGCCGGCAGCCGCGGAGUCCGGAUCAGCUUCACAGGUCUUGAAUGUGACGGCACAACAGAGUCGCUUUCACAAUGACGCUGUUGAUGCGCCGACGUCGAAAGAGAUUCUAGUGAAAGACCUCAGCAUCAGCGUCUCCCAACGUGAACUUCUCUCGCAUGCGGAGUUGCAUUUGCAAGAGGGCAAGCAUUAUGUCCUAGUGGGCCGGAAUGGCACUGGGAAGUCAACGUUGCUGAAAGCCAUUGCUGAAGGCCAAGUCCCCGGAAUUCCAUGGAGCUUUCGCAUUCUUCUCCUCGGUCAAACGCGUUCUACUCUGGACGGAGAAUUGGAGAAUCUCAAACUCGAGAGUGAGACUGUGCUAGAACAUGUCAUUCGCAGCAAUCGAGAGCGAGAGCAGCUCCUUCGCGAGUCUCGAACACUUUCUGCUGCGGUAGAGCAUACGAGCGAUUCUUUGGCCUCUGUACGAGCGUAUCGGAAGAUCACUUAUGAGCGCCUUUCAAAGAAAGUGGAUGAGGCUCGGCAGAUUUCUGCUCGACGAAGCGGCGCUCGUGGUGCGAAGGCCAAAAAGGCCCUCCUUGAGUUGGAAGACAAGCUGGCGCAGUCGCAAGCUCAGCUGGACGAGGAAGAUGCCGACAUUGAUCCUACGAAGAUGAGCGAGGAAACUCAAGCAGCUGCGGACAUGCUUGCAGGGAUCCACUCCUCUCUCGAGCUCAUGGACGCUUCGGAAGCGGAAUCGAAAGCUAAGACCGUACUACUGGGAUUGGGCUUCUCUUCGGAGAGAAUUAGCAACCCAUUCUCUCAACUAUCCGGUGGCUGGAAAACGCGCUGUGAUCUGGCAUGCGCAUUGUGCCAAUACGCCGAUAUUCUGCUUCUUGAUGAGCCCACCAACUUCUUAGACUUGCCCUCUAUCAUCUGGCUCCAGGACUACGUACGCACACUGGAGCAUACCACGGUUGUCGUUGUUACUCACGAUCGAGACUUUGCCGACGCGGCUGCCGAAGAGCUGCUCGUUCUCCGGAACCUGACUCUAGAGCGAUUCCGAGGACACCUCUCUUAUUACGAGAAGGAGCGGCAUAAGAAGGCAAGAUACCUGACGAAAAUGAAAGAAGCUAUUGAUCGGCAGAAGAAAAGCACACAACAGAGUAUCACGGAGAAUGUGAAAGCGGCAAAGAAGACGGGAGACGAUAAGAGAAUGAAGCAGGCGGCAUCGCGGCAAAAGAAGCUGGACGAACGAACCGGCAUGGAGGUCAGCGCCAAAGGUACACGCUUCAAACUCAAUCGCGACCGCGGCGGCUACCACACUUCCGCGCGUGGGGAAAUUGAAGUGCCAGAUUUCGACCCUCCGGUCAAGAUAUCCCUAGUUGCAACACCACCCGAUUUGCGGUUUCCUGGGGUUCUGGUAUCGCUCGAGAAAGUGUCGUUCUCAUACCCAGGACGGAAGAAGGUUCCAGUGGCUCCAGUGCUAACGGACAUUGAUCUGACUAUCCAUCCUGGCGAGAGAGUAGGACUUGCUGGACUCAACGGCUCGGGGAAGACUACGUUGGUCUCCCUCAUCGUUGGUAGUGGCGAGGAAGGGGCAGCGGCUCUCACACCCACCAAGGGCACCAUAACGCGGCACUCUCGCGCAAGAUUCGGACGCUUCUCUCAACAAGCUGUAGAGGAGCUGGACGCCUUGGCAGCAGAGAAGCCAGCCAUGACGGCUCUCUCACAUCUCAUGGAGAGUGUGGGAGGAGAUAUCCUGGAGAAAGAUGCUCGGGCUGCGUUGGGUGGUUUGGGAUUGCAAGGGCAAACAGCUUCUGAUGUCCCAAUCGCAUUGCUCUCUGGUGGGCAAAAGGUCCGUUUGGCACUAGCAAAGCUGCUCUGGUCUGCGCCUCAUCUGCUCAUUCUGGACGAAGUCACGACGCAUCUGGACGCCGACACGAUCCUUGGACUGGUGGUUGCGCUACGGGACUAUGAGGGCGCGGUACUGGUCAUCACCCACGAUCGAUUCUUCAUGCGAUGUGUGGUCGAGGGCGAGAGUCCUUUCAAACUGGCACCUGGAAUUCGCGCAGACGAAGACUCUGGCGAGGGAUCGGAGUCGGAAGACGAGGCAGGGUCCCGCGUGGGAGUCGUCUAUCGGCUCGUCAAGGGGCAGCUGAAAAAGCUGGAUGGGGGUAUGCAGCAGUACGAGGACAUCGCAGCUAGAGCUGCAGCACGGCUAACCAAGAAGCGUGCCAGCGAGGCGGUAUGA
Molecule: messenger RNA, 2247 nt
Organism: Mytilinidion resinicola
Lineage: Eukaryota; Fungi; Ascomycota; Dothideomycetes; Mytilinidiales; Mytilinidiaceae
Product: ABC transporter domain-containing protein
Exons: 6
Coding region: 1-2247 (748 amino acids)
Molecular function (GO): ATP binding; ATP hydrolysis activity
Source: RefSeq, a predicted model, not a curated record